UUCGUAACAAACCCCAAAUCGUAUGCCGCACGACGCUAUCGCAGGAAGGGAAAUUUAUAUCGGUACAGCUUCCUAGGAUAAAAGACUGACUCCUUGUUUCUUUUGUUAACAAGGAUAUUUAAAAAAAAAGAUGGCUGACGACUUCGAUGUGGAAGCAAUGCUGGAGGCUCCAUACAAAAAAGAGGAUGAUGGAAGAGGAGAUGCUUCAUCUGAGAGGGAGAAAAGAAAGCAUCGAGACCGUAACAGGGAUAGGGACAGGGAAAAAGGUCACAGCCAUCGAGACAAAGACAGGAAAGAUCGUGAUCGGGAUAGGGAUAGAAAAGACAGGGAUAGAAAGAGGAGUAGGAGUAGAGACCGUGACAGAGAUAGGAAGGAACGUAGAAGAAGUCGAAGUAGGGAUAAAGAGAGACGAAAGGAAAAGAAGCGAAGUCGCAGCAAGGAAAGGAGGAGGAAGAGCAGGAGUCCUUCACCAGUCCGAUUUCGUGACCGACGAGGGCGGAGUAAUAGUAGAAGUCCUUACAGAUACACAAGACAACCAGGUCCAGAGCUUACGCCUGAAGAAAGAGAUGCUAGAACUGUAUUCUGCAUGCAGCUGUCGGCCAGAAUUCGUCCAAGGGACCUUGAAGAAUUCUUUUCUUCUGUUGGGAAGGUACGAGAUGUUCGUCUGAUUAUGGAUAACAAGACCAGAAGAUCAAAAGGAAUUUCUUAUGUGGAGUUUCAGGAUACAGAGUCAGUGCCAUUAGCCAUUGGAUUAACAAACCAAAAACUGUUAGGUGUUCCAAUUAUUGUUCAGCCUUCUCAAGCAGAGAAAAAUAGACUAGCUAAUGCAGCAAAUGUUCUACAGAAAGGCAACUCUGGUCCAAUGAGAUUAUAUGUGGGAUCUUUACAUUUCAACAUUACUGAAGAUAUGUUACGUGGAAUAUUUGAACCAUUUGGUGCAAUUGAAGAUAUCAAGUUGAUUCGUGAUCAUGAGACAUCAAGAUCUCAGGGAUAUGGCUUUAUAUCUUUCAAAGAUGCAGAAGAUGCCAAGAAGGCGUUAGAGCAGUUGAAUGGUUUUGAGCUGGCUGGCCGACCAAUGAAAGUUGGGCAUGUCACAGAAAGAACCGGAGAAGCUCAAGGAGCAUCUAUGUUAGACAGUGAUGAAAUGGAUAGAGCUGGUAUUGACUUAGGAGCAACAGGGCGCCUACAACUGAUGGCCAAGUUAGCAGAAGGAACAGGAUUCCAAAUUCCAGAUUAUGCUGCAAGUGCAUUGAAUGCUGGGAGUUCAGCGAGUGCCUCUACUGGGGUGUCAAGUAGUAUGACUGCUGCUGUGGGCCAGCCUGCUCCACCCACCACAGCCGCCACGGCAGUGUCCACUGCUCCACCAAUAGCUACUCAGUGCUUCAUGUUGUCCAACAUGUUUGAUCCAAGCUCUGAAUCAAGGACUAAUUGGGAUCAAGAGAUCCGGGAUGAUGUUAUUGAUGAGUGUAACAAGCAUGGAGGAGUUCUCCACAUUUUUGUUGAUAAAGCCUCUCCCCAAGGAAAUGUCUAUGUCAAAUGUCCAACCAUUGCAGCAGCUGUAGCGUCUGUCAAUGCACUUCAUGGCCGCUACUUCGGAGGAAAAAUGAUAACGGCAGCAUAUGUUCCAUUACCUAACUACCACUCCUUGUUCCCAGAAGCCACACGAGCUAACCAGCUAUUGUUACCCUCAUCUCAAGCCCUACAGGCAGGCUACCCAUCAGGAAUGUUUCCCAACAUGCCUACAGCAGCUCCUGUGAUGCGAUGAGAUAAAAGGCUUUUCACAAUAUUAUUUUUAUCAAAUAUAAAAAUGUACUACACAGAUUUUAACAUUGAUGAGAUCAUUAAACAGAAGACUGAUUUUUGGCUGUCAAACAUCCUCUAUUUUCAUGGAAAUUUUGUUUUAUAUAUGUGAUGUUGAAAAAUUUCUAACAUAUUAAUGUCAAAAUUUAUUUAUAUGCAGCAUCAUGUAUGCUCUUUAAUUUUUACACAUUAUACAUGCGAAAUGUUUCUUUUGCUCAUAUUUGUUAACAUAAUUAUAUACCUGUCAGAAGUUUGAUUGGAUGUGGAGAGUGUCAGUCCAUUCACACUAUGGUUUUCUUGUUUGGACCCUUCACAUUUCUAAGAAAUAGGGAUUGGUUUAACAUCUGAAAUUACCAAAUUACAAGGGUCGACUGGAUGCCCUGUUACUUGGUAUCAAGUUUUCUGAUUGAUGGACACUUUCCAAAUACGAUCAGAUUCUGGUGAAAUUUUGCUAAUAAUUUUACCAUAAAAAGAUUUUGGUUUAUGUUCUUGCAAAAUAAUUUCAGUUUGUGAUUGUUUCUAAACUAUUAAUUCUAUAAUUGGCAAUGGGAGAAAAUAUGAGUAUAUUUAGUUAUGAAGUGAGACGGGCAACUUUGAUUCAAUUGAAAUUUUCAAAUAUUAAGUAGUGUAAUAUGGUUUAACUUUUUACCAAACUCCUGAUGCACAAGUCAAAUAAAAGAGAGAUUCAAUGAGUUCAAUUCAAUUUUACCAAGGAUUGUAAUUAAAGUGUAGUCCUUCAAUGUUAUAAUAUUUUCAAACAUUUUGUUACAAAGAGUGCAUAGAUCAGAAGGAUUCUAUCAGGAUGUCGCUUGUGUUAAAUAAGAUUCUUUAUAUGCUUUAUUGCACGGGAAAGGUUGGUAUUGGUUUUACCCAAGUGAUACUUUUGGUACUUUUGUUGUUAUCAUAAUCAAGUAAAGAUGCUGCUUAUGAAAGUGAUAUGGGCAUUCUGAAAACCACAAGUAUGGAGAAAAUGACUACAUAAUCUAGUUCAAUGGUGUUUUUAGGAAAUUUCAGAAAUCCUUCACUAUAUUUUAAGCAUGUUUUAGCUAGAGAGAUUCAUUACCGUUUAAGAAGGGUCUUGUAUUCCACUAGCUUUUGACUUGAGAAUUUAUUGCUUUUUGUGAUAUGGAAAUGCAUUCUUAAAUUGUUGUUAAUUAAUUUGUGUAGGUAUCAUUAAACGUGUGUAAGGAAGACACUGUAAAAAUACUUAUUUUGUCCUAUUCAAAUUUUAGACUGAUGAUGCAUUUGUACACCUACAAUACAUCAUAUUUGGAUAACGGUUCACAAAAACCAAAUUAGUACAUUCAGAAUUUUGAGUAUUGGUAUAAAUAUGUUUUUACGGUAUAUGGAAACAAAUGUAUUGCGAUCAUUAUAUUGACAGUAUCUGUCCAUCAUGUUGGUUGACAUUCUCAUUUCAUUAAAUAUCUGAAAAAAAAA
This is a messenger RNA of Pecten maximus, 3237 nucleotides long. Its product is annotated as RNA-binding protein 39-like. The record is from RefSeq and is a predicted model, not a curated record. Gene Ontology annotation, cellular component: nucleus. Gene Ontology annotation, biological process: mRNA processing. Bases 131 to 1765 code for a protein of 544 amino acids. NCBI's taxonomy places the organism in Eukaryota, Metazoa, Mollusca, Bivalvia, Pectinida, Pectinidae. Gene Ontology annotation, molecular function: RNA binding. The transcript has 12 exons.